Messenger RNA from Phyllostomus hastatus (greater spear-nosed bat), 2023 nucleotides. RefSeq names its product tripartite motif containing 59 (gene TRIM59). The coding region runs from base 565 to 1773 and encodes 402 amino acids. Gene Ontology annotation, molecular function: zinc ion binding. Gene Ontology annotation, biological process: cilium assembly. The transcript has 4 exons. NCBI's taxonomy places the organism in Eukaryota, Metazoa, Chordata, Mammalia, Chiroptera, Phyllostomidae. Gene Ontology annotation, cellular component: cilium; centrosome; intraciliary transport particle B. The record is from RefSeq and is a predicted model, not a curated record.
CUUUCGAAUUGCGACCCCGCGCUCCUUCCCAUUGGCCGGCGCUAGGCAGUUGAAUGUUGCCGGGAGACGGCGGCUGCCUUGGGGGGCUCGGCGAAGCCCCGCCCCAUCUGAGCACCUGUGGGCCCUCAGGCGGAGGAGGGCGGGAAGCUGGGGUUUUCUCCGCCUCUACUCGGAGGGCGGCGAGCUCGGUGUCGGCCUGUGAAAUUGACGGGCUGAGUGUAAGGAGCUUCUCUUCGCCUUGGAGAAGGCGGCGGCUCCUCUUCUCUGUCUGUAGCAGAGGCUGAAUAAGAAUAAAAGAAUCUGAAAAACUUGGAGAGAGAAAGUAUAUUCAGUUUUCAAAGUAGAAGAUCGACAAAGUGAGUAAGCUGUGGGAGAUCAAUCAAGUGAAUACGAAACAAAAGAAUUUUCAGGAUAUAUUCACUGCUUUCAGAGAGAGGAUGGUUGCGUGGGGGAGAGGGGGAGGCAAGAGAGAAAGAGAAAGAGAAACGUGAAUGUGAGAGAGAAACAUGGAUUGGUUGUCACCCAUAUGCACGCGGACUGGCGAUUGAACCUGCAACCUAGGAAAUGUACAAUUUUGAGGACGAGUUAACAUGUCCCAUUUGUUACAGUAUUUUUGAAGAUCCUCGUGUACUACCAUGCUCUCAUACGUUUUGUAGAAACUGCUUGGAAAACGUUCUUCAGGCAUCUGGUAACUUUUAUAUAUGGAGACCCUUACGAAUUCCACUCAAGUGCCCUAAUUGCAGAAGUAGUAUUGAAAUUGCCCCAACUGGUAUUGAAUCUUUACCUGUUAAUUUUGCAUUAAGGGCUAUUAUUGAAAAGUACCAGCAGGAAGAUCAUCCACAUAUUGUCACUUGCCCUGAACAUUACAGACAACCAUUAAAUGUUUACUGCCUACUAGAUAAAAAGUUAGUUUGUGGUCAGUGCCUUACCAUAGGCCAACAUCAUGGUCAUCCUAUAGAUGAUCUUCAAAGCGCCUAUCUAAAAGAAAAGGACACACCUCAAAAACUGCUUGAACAGUUAACAGACACACACUGGACAGAUCUUACUUGUCUUAUUGAAAAGCUGGAAGAACAAAAAUCUCAUUCAGAGAAAAUGGUCCAAAGUGAGAAAGCAGUUGUUCUCCAGUAUUUUAAGGAGCUUAGUGAUACAUUAGAACAGAAAAAAAAAAAUUUCCUAACUGCUCUCUGUGAAGUUGGCAAUCUGAUUAAUCAAGAAUAUACUCCACACAUUGAAAGAAUAAAAGAAAUGAGAGAGCAGCAGCUUGAAUUAAUGACAUUGACAACAUCUUUACGAGAAGAGUCUCCACUUAAAUUUCUUGAAAAAGUUGAUGACGUCCGCCAGCGUGUGCAGGUCUUGAAACAAAGACCACUUCCUGAGGUCCAGUGUAUUGAAAUAUAUCCUCGAGUAAGCCAAGUAUUGAAAGAAGAUUGGAACAGAACAGAAAUUGGAAAAAUAAAAAAACUUCUCAUUCCUGAAAUGAAAAUUUCUUCAAAAAGAAUGCCAUGUUCCUGGCCUGAUGAUGUAAAGGAAGUUGAAUUUUUUAAGAUUCUAAAUGUCAUUAUAGUUACACUAAUAUCAAUGAUACUGAUGUUGAUCCUUUUUUUUAAUCAACACAUAAUAACCUUUCUAAAUGAAAUCACUUCACUAUGUUUUUCUGAAGUCUCUCUAUUCGUUUACCAAAGUUUAUCUAACAGUCUGCAUGAUUUACAGAAUAUACUAUGUCACACUUUAUAUUUACUGAAGGAAUUUAUGUGGAAUACAGCUUUUCAUUGAAAAUUCAGAUCUAAAUUAUUUAAAUAGGCUUACUCUGUACGGGGACUAACAACCAUUGAUAAAUGGAGAAAUAGGGGUUGCAUGGAUAAAUAGAAUAGCAAACUAAACUUGAUUAGAGUUACAACAAAUAUAUAGAAAUAUUUUAAACCUUUCAUGCUUCUGUUUGAUAGAAAUGUGUCAGAAAUAAGACAAUAUUUCUGGUUUUCAGUCUGAAAACUAGAAUAAAAAUCUAAUGAUUUCUUGACUUGAA